Rubroshorea leprosula is the source of this 837-nucleotide messenger RNA. The record is from the annotation of a GenBank genome assembly. NCBI's taxonomy places the organism in Eukaryota, Viridiplantae, Streptophyta, Magnoliopsida, Malvales, Dipterocarpaceae.
GGAAAAGUGAAUGAAUUUCUUUUGAUCUCCUUUCUGUAAAAUCACAGCAAAUAAUGGAUAUGCAGAUGCUUCAUAAAUUUACAAUGAAUGCAAAGUAUUUAGAAAGAUAUGGAAUUUGAGAAGGCAAAUCAGUUACAUUCAGCAAAUUAAUUUCCCCCAUUUACCACCUUCUUGUUAUUUAUGAUAUGAUCAUUCUGGAUUGUUUGCAACAUAUAAUCCACAACAAUGGUCUUUCCGGCCUUUUUAGUUUCUGCUGCUUUUCUGUUGUUUUCUCCUUUCGUCACCUGCCCUUCUCAUGGAGUCAUUCAAGAUGUCUUGGCUACCAUAUGCUCCCAAACUCAAAACCAGGAAUACUGCAUAGGGCUAUUACAGAGCGAUCUGCGCACAAGCUCUGCAGACAUACCCUUACUCUCGUUGAUAUCCCUAGAGCUGGCAAUCCAUCAGGCUGAUGAAAAUUACCAGGCUUUUGUGCAAUACAAAAAAAACAGCACUCAGAAGGGAUUGAGUGAUUCUUUUGGAAACUCUGCAACGUUUUACCAAGAUAUGAAGGACAAACUCCAAGCAGAUCAUCAGUUGUCAAAGUAGAGGCAGUUUGAGAAAAUCACUAACCUGGGUGGAUUGACUGCUCUUGCUUACAACUGUGAGAACGGGCUGCCUUUUAGCCCCCCAACAGCUUCCAUCACUGAGGAUAUGCUUCUUACCCUCCAGACUGCAAUUUAUGUCAAUGAAUAUGUUCAGUCAACUCCAGGGCCCAAUGUUUAGUCUACUGUUUUUUAAGGUUUUAAAAAUGAAUCCUGGGUUUCUUUCUUGUCGAUAUAAUAAAGUUUGCUUUUGUUA